Molecule: messenger RNA, 2047 nt
Organism: Prunus avium (sweet cherry)
Lineage: Eukaryota; Viridiplantae; Streptophyta; Magnoliopsida; Rosales; Rosaceae
Source: RefSeq, a predicted model, not a curated record
CUUUCUUUUAUUGUUAGUAUGCCAUCAUCCUAAUUUAAUGCUGUUUUUAUGGUUGUUCGUUUUGAUGCUUUCAAAGAAAUUUAAACUUAUUAAUUAAGAAAUGAUCUUGAGCAACUUGUAGCUCAAGAGGCCGAGAAAGUUUACUUUUUUUUUUGGGUCAUAUGAGAAAGUUUACUUUAGAUCCUCUAUUUAAUUCUUUGUCCCAAUAUCACUAGCAAACUUACUUUAAAAGCUACUUGGGCUACAGUGGGUCUUUUCGGAUAGGGAAACGAUUGCAAACUAAGUAGCCCAACCAAAAAAAAACUAAUGGAGUUUGUAAGCCCAAUACCACUAGCCAAAACUUAGCUAAGCAUUCUCUUUGAAAUGCCUUUGCCUCCUUCAUGCAUUUUCUAGGAAGAAAGCCAAGACUUGGCUUGGCUAAUCCCUCCUCCUCUUUGAAAUGCCUUUGUCUCCGUCAUGCAUUUUCUAGAAAGAAAGCCAGGACUUGGCUAAGCCCUCCUCCUCUUUGAAAUGUCAUUGCCUCCGUCAUGCAUUUUCUAGAAAGAAAGGGCAAGACUUGGCUAAGCUCUCUUUGCCAUGCAUCUUCUUGGAAGAAAGCCAAUAGACUUAGCUAAGCCCUCCUCUUUGAAACUUCUUGGCCUCCGCUGUGCAUCUAGAAAGAAAGCCACGACAUGGCUAAGCUUCCCCUUUGAAAUUUCUUUGCCUCCGACGCAUGCAUUUCUAGAAAGCCACGACUUAGCUUAGUCCCCUCCUCUUUGAAAAUUUCUUUGCCUCCGCCAUGCAUCUUCUAGGAAGAAGGCCGUACGCGUUUAGAGCUGCGGAAUUGUUGACAAGUUCUUUUGAAAUUAUUUUGGUGCGGUAACUUCUGCAAGGAUAUUGCCUACUACGCUAAGUUAUCGGGGACUAUAAAAACUGUUCAUUUUUUAAUUUUUUCCAUUAUGAGUUUUUAAUCUUGAAAGAGUAUUCUUAUUCUCUUCAAGGAGAUCAAACGUAGGCCUACAGCAGCCGCCAUGACGAAAUUCGAUGAGAUACCGCACCCGAGCCACCCAGAACACAAGCUGGAGCAGAGUUGGACAGGGAAGCUGUUCAUGUGCAACGGGUGCAAUGAGCCAGGCAUAGGUUCACACUACACAUGUCCCCAAUCCUCAUGCAGCUUUGAUCUCCAAAUGCACUGUGCCAUCCCUUUGGGCCUUUUCCACCACCCCUUCCAACGCCGUUGCAGCUUCCAACUCCUCCCGAGCCCACCAGAGAACACUCGCAGCUGCGAAGCAUGCGGGGAGAAGGGAACGGGGUUUGUGUACCAUUGCAAAGGCUGCAAGUCCAACCUCCACCCCUGCUGUGCUAAGCUGCCCAUGAAGCUCGAGGCUGGAGAUGUCAACCUCUAUUUGUAUGAAAAAGUGAAAAAAUCGUGCCAAGAAUGUGGAUAUAAAGGGAAGGGCUGGAGUUAUAGGUCCGCGGACAAGAAAUGUUAUUUGCAUGUGGCAUGUGCGAAGAGAUUGAUAGCAGAAAAAUGGCUUCAUGGCUCGGGACAUGGUGAUGAUUUGCAGACCACAAUUCCAAACCUUAACAACAUGAUUCAAAAGUACCAUCAGCCUAAAGGGAAGCUGAAGAAGUUCGCUCAGAUUGUCCGGUUGGUUUUGCAGACGGUGAUAUCAACUCUGUUAGGUGAUCCAACGGCUUUGAUUGCUGGAACUGUCAAGUUGCUCUUGACAGAUGAUUGACUUGGUCAAACCUAGUUGAAUGAUUUUGAUUUGUUUUAUUUAUUUGUUUAUUUUUGGAAGUGAUAUGAAACUUUAGAACUAGGGAUAAUUGUGUGUGAUUGUGUAAUUAGUCCCCUUCCCCCCCCGGUAGUGCGACUAUUAGCUUGUAACUAGGGGAUAAUUGUGUUGUGUGUGAUUGUGUAAGAAGUGCCCUUUCCCUGGCAGUUCGACUAUUAGCUUGUACUAAAACUAGGGGAUAAUUUUUUGUAAUUUUCUUAUGUUGAUUUGUUAGGGGGAGUUUGAAUAGAAAAAUAUUGCGAAAAAUCCUUCUAUUACAGUUAUUGAAU